AUGACUGACCAGUGUGCUGUUGGCGCUGAUGGCAAUCUCAAAGAUGCAUCCGAAAUCGUGUGGCACAACGACCCAGAUGACAAGUGCCCUCUACCUGCCCCUGGUCGCACCACCGAAAAAUCUACUGCCCCAGUGCACCAUUUCUUUACUGGUGCUCAAUCCUGGAGCAAGCGAAAGGCUGUGGACAGUGGUCCAGGGACCAGCCGGCGAGUUGCACGCAAGGUAAUUCCAGCUUCCAGUGCUUCUAGUGACGAUGCAGGCAAUUUGGAUGGUGAAGAUGAUGCAGAGUGCACAGAGGAUGGUGCGGCAGAGGAUGGUGCGGAGGCUUUGUAUGCACAAACUAAGGCUAUGGGGGAUGCGGAUCGUGAGGCAGGCAAGACUCGUCUCAAAAGCGAACGUACUGCAGACGUUCGCACCAUCUUCGUCAAAAAGGAUGACGGGUCCGAGUCUGGACAUGUUUGCACCAUCUACGAAAAGAAUGGUGUCCCAGCUCACCAUUGCUUCUUCAAAGGAGGUAUGUCAACACUUCGUACCCAUAUCGCUAAGCGGGUGCCGCAUCCCAACCACUUUGCUGUUUAUCAAGCAUGCUGCAAGAAUCUGCAAAUUCCUAUGCACGCACGAGCAUGUCCAAAGCCUGAUGGGACUCUCCAAAGUCAAGGAAGUCUUGAUGGCAUUGUAGUUCAUCAGCCUCGGGCACCUGUUUUCACUACCAGCGGUCUUCUCGACUACAUUGUCGAGCUGGUUGUAUGCGAAGACAAGGCAUUCCAACUGGAUAUUCCGCACCGAAAGGCCCUUUGCGAGGAAAUCAUCAAGAAAGCCAAAGCUACUGAAGUGCGUGUCAAGGAAAUUCUCAAGGAUAUACCUGGCAAAGUCUCAUUCACCUUUGAUGCUUGGACUUCGGAUCCUGGUGACCCUUUUCUUUCGGUAACUGGUCAUUAUAUACAUGCACCACCUGAACGUCCUAAUGCCUGGAAACUCUGA
Molecule: messenger RNA, 981 nt
Organism: Suillus fuscotomentosus
Lineage: Eukaryota; Fungi; Basidiomycota; Agaricomycetes; Boletales; Suillaceae
Exons: 8
Coding region: 1-981 (326 amino acids)
Source: RefSeq, a predicted model, not a curated record